Messenger RNA from Sorghum bicolor (sorghum), 615 nucleotides. RefSeq lists its product as uncharacterized. The transcript has a single exon. Bases 142 to 390 code for a protein of 82 amino acids. Lineage: Eukaryota; Viridiplantae; Streptophyta; Magnoliopsida; Poales; Poaceae. The record is from RefSeq and is a predicted model, not a curated record.
GAGUAGUAUAUUAACCCCACACCCACCACCUCUUCUCUGCACCUCAACACAACACAACAACUCUGAUCGCAUCGAGAAUCAAUCACCAAGCUAGCUCGACAAGCCAGGCGCCGAGAGCUCGAGAAGACGACCAGGAGACUGAUGGCGGCUGCAGCGAAGGCGUCGUGGAUGGUGGCGAUGAGCGUGGGCGCCGUGGAGGCGCUCAAGGACCAGGCGGGGCUCUGUCGCUGGAACUACGCGCUGCGGUCCGUCCACCGGGCCGCCAAGGCCAACGCUCCCAGCUUCGCGCAGGCCAAGAAGAAGCUGGCGCCGGCGGAGAAGAGCCGGGCGGACAAGGCCGAGGAGGGGAUGAGGACCGUCAUGUACCUCAGCUGCUGGGGCCCCAACUAGGCAUCCGUUUAGUUUCGGCUUUCUGCAACGAUGAUGAUGAUGAUGAUGAUGAUGAUGAAAAGUUCUGCCGCUUGAUUUCAGUGCCUGAGACUCUGAAUCCCUAGGCUACUGUGGUGGCAUGGAAAUAAAGAAUGCGUUUGUGUUCAUAACAAGGUUUUUCAGGUUGAUAUAUUGGCCUGAAACUCUGAAAUGUCUUCAUUGCUGACACCCAAAUUUACUGUUACA